AUGUCUGCCGACGGCCAUCUGUGGUUUCAAAGAACCUGGAGGGUUUCCCACGUAUGGUGGGUGGUUUUGGUGGUGCGACUCGUCAAUGCUUUCAGUAUCUCGACUUUUUUCCAGCCGGACGAGUUUUUCCAGUGUUUGGAGCCAGCUCAUCGGUUAGUGUUUGGAUAUGGCUAUUUGACAUGGGAAUGGCAGCAGGGCCUUAGGUCGUCGAUUCAUCCGUUGAUAUAUGCUGGGGCAUAUAAAUUGGUGAGUCUAGUUACAGAUAACACCGUGUUUGUGGUGCUGGCACCAAAAGUUAUGGGUGCUAUUUUGGCUGCAACUGCAGAAGCACAUUUGUACGUUUUUGCCAAAAGAUAUACCAAUAAUGAGCAGAUGGCCAAGAUAACAGUCAUAUUGUCGAUAUUGAAUCCUUUCAACUGGUACGUGAUAACUAGGUCCUUCUCCAAUACGUUGGAGAUGGUUCUUACUACCAUUGGGUUGGCUUAUUGGCCUUGGAGAUCGUCCGACUAUAGAACGAUGUUUGUACCCUGUGGGUUUGCGUUUGUGAGUUGUAUUAUUCGGCCUACAAAUUCUAUUAUAUGGCUUGUUCUAGGGGUCUAUUUUGUUGCCAUUGUAAGCUUGCAGUCAAACUUCAAACUUGUGGCCGGUUUAGCAGUCGAAUUGCUGGUCAUAUUUGGGGUUAGUACGUUGCUAGACCGACUUUUCUACGGGUUUUAUACCUUUGUGUUGUACAAUUUCGUGGAGUUCAACGUGAUCAGGAACCUCUCAGUAUUCUAUGGAUCCUCCCCAUGGCACUUUCAUAUUUUCCAAUCGAUUCCCAUCAUCCUUACAACGUACUUGCCAUUUUUCGUUCAUGCCGUUUGGAAAUUCAAACUUUACAGAGACAUCUUGGGAUUGGUUUGUAUGAGCACCCUCUUGCUAUUCUCGUGUAUCGGCCACAAGGAGUUUAGGUUCAUCUACCCGUUGAUGCCAAUUUUCCUAUUGUACAGUGCAUAUUCGGUGAGACAGGUUUACUUGAAGUCUCGGACAUUCAAAGCAUGGGCAGUGUUGGUUAUUGUACUCAACGUUGUGAUUGCCCUAUUCUUCACCACUGUUAACGAACGAGGAGAAAUCGACAUAUUGGACUACUUGAAGUCAGAAAACGUAUUGGACUACUUGAAGUCAGAAAACGUAUUGGACGUCGGCUUCCUUACCCCAUGCCAUUCCACUCCCUGGCAAAGCCACUUGCAUGAUCCCAGGUUCAACAACUCCUGGUUCAUCACAUGCGAGCCUCCGUUGCAUCUCACGGGGAAGGACCCACAAUUACUUCGUGAGUACAGAGACGAGUCGGACCAAAUGUACGAUGAUCCACGCCACUUUGUCCACACCAACUUUCCCCCAGAAAUCGACUCUGUAGCUGAUGAGUUCAAAUACAAUUGGCCUGCACGAGUGGUGAUUUUCGAAGCGUUUGUUGAAAUGGAUGAAAUACUCAAGCACCUUGGAUACGUUGAGUGCAAGCGUCUUUUCAACAGCUACUUCCACUGGGACGACCGACGCCGGGGAGACCUUGUGGUUUUCUGCAGACCUGGUGGUUCAUAG
This is a messenger RNA of Yamadazyma tenuis ATCC 10573, 1578 nucleotides long. It is a transcript of the gene GPI10, whose product is annotated as putative glycosylphosphatidylinositol-alpha 1,2 mannosyltransferase. Gene Ontology annotation, cellular component: endoplasmic reticulum membrane. Gene Ontology annotation, molecular function: alpha-1,2-mannosyltransferase activity. The record is from RefSeq and is a predicted model, not a curated record. Gene Ontology annotation, biological process: GPI anchor biosynthetic process. NCBI's taxonomy places the organism in Eukaryota, Fungi, Ascomycota, Pichiomycetes, Serinales, Debaryomycetaceae.